AUGACUGAUGAGCCCAAGGUUCAGGAGUUCACACUUAAGGAGGACCAUGAGCUCAGGUUUGAGGUUGGCAGUACGGAAGUUGUGCUCGAGCUCCUACAAGGAAGAGCUGAAGUUUUUGGAACCGAGCUAGAAAUGCACAAGAAAUAUGCAUUUCCUCCCAGUAAGUUCAUUCUAUUAUAUAAACACUCACGCAUUGGCUCAGUUAGGUAG
Molecule: messenger RNA, 210 nt
Organism: Haemonchus placei
Lineage: Eukaryota; Metazoa; Nematoda; Chromadorea; Rhabditida; Trichostrongylidae
Source: the annotation of a GenBank genome assembly